GGUUAGGUAAGACGAAUGGAAUAAACCAGUCAAUGUAUAAUGUUGAAUAAGUGGAUGUACUUGUUUUCUUUUGCCAGGGAACUUAAAAAGAAAAGGCUGUCAAGAUGCCUGAGACUGGCGGUGCAUCAGUUGUUCCCAAGAAGGGCCUGACACUCGAUGACCUCAUCACGGCCAUCGACCGACAUGAAAGGAACCCGAGCAACAUCCCGAAGGUCGAUACUUUCCAUUUCUGUGGAGAGAGAGUCUCAGAAUGGCUAGAGCGGGUGGAACAAGCUUUGGUCGGGCAGCCGGAUGUUGUAAAGUUUCAACGCAUCCUUCAGUAUGUCCUCCACAGCUACCAUCAGGAGGUGAAGAAAGUCAUAGAUGCGGCUCAAGGUAGCUGGGAAAGGUUCAAGGAGGGGAUGCAGAGGAAAUACCGCCUGGGAGACGGGUUGUUGACUACCACGGACCUUGAAGCGAUGAACAAAGAGGAUUUUACGACUAUAGGRGCCUUUGUUCAAGAAUUUAAGAAGAGGGCGCGGAAGGUCCAUGGGAUUUYRGAGGAAGCACAGWGCGCCAUCUUCCUGGGGCUACUCACAGCAUCGGAGGCCGUCGAGUUGACAAGACAUGGAGGAGGUAGCACAAAGCUCACCUGGGCCACCAUUGACARAGGGGUGRAAGUUGGGUGCUUGGACYAGGUGGAACAGCGUCAGGUACRCCUGCAAAGRCAGAAGAGAAAGGAAAGGGAUGCGACCGCUUCUGGGACCCCGGGAGUAACAAGGAUUGUUACAGACRUAUUGGCAYAGCUAGGGUAUGCGACAGAGCCAGUGRUGCAAAGAAGGGUGGUGACGGCUGUCAAAGWAAAMRGAAAAGAGCCAGUGAUAGAGGAGGCUGGCCAGGAGGAGCUCUGGGAAGAGGAAGAGCCGGUGCCGCAGCACCUGACGAAGGUCCAGCGCAAAGUGCGGCUACGAGGAGGAAGUGAGACAGAAGAGGCCAUAAUCAUCGAGUCAGAUGACGAGGAGGAGGAGGAAAGAACGGAGCCUCCGUCCGUCUUAUUUGAGAAGAUGAAGGACUUGCUGGAUAAGAUGGGGAGGUACCAACAGAAGUUGGUGGGUCUCUGUAAAGAAGUGAAAGGAUGGAGGUCUAACAUCCCCACAGUAUUCCUCUAUGACUCUGGCCCGGAGUUAGCGCCUGGGCGACCCGGAGUAAAUGUGGUGGGGUCGUGCCCUCAACCAAGGAUAAGGGGGAGACCCCUCACUCCGCAAGCCCGGCUGGCGCAGGCAGCGCGAACGAGGAAUCAAACCAAGGCCAGUACCAGCCAAGAGCCUCUGAGGGGGGAACACGAACCAGGAAGGAGGAAGGAGGCUGUGGAAGUAGAGGACGACGAUGACGAAGAGGAAGAGGACGAGAGACUGCGCAGAGAAGAGGAUCAGAGAGCGGAGCAGCGGGCAAGGAAAAAGGGGAUCAGGGGAGAGCCCGAACCGGUCAUACAGGACGGACCGCCCAAAAAGAAGAAAUACGCAUUCCAGUUGGAAGGAGGAUUUGACAUAGAGAAGGUGAUUGACCGGCUGCUGGAAGGGCAUAAUGACCUCAUGACCCUGAAGGAAAUCCUAGCGUCAGCCCCGCGACUCCGCGAUGAACUGAAGGGGAGGUUAUCACGGCGCGUGGUACCCAAUGUCCACCUGGGUACGAUCCUGCCCAAGGAGGCAGAGUGGGCAGAAGCAGGUACGAAGAUGGACUGGAAAUGCGUAGCCUGUGGUACGGUGGAUUUGAUGGUGAAGGGUUCCAAGUGCGCAGCAAUGGUGGACACCGGGGCAGAGAUGAACAUUAUUCGGGAGGCGGACGCGAUCAGAUUCGGGCUGGAUAUAGACCGUUCUGACUGCGGUAUUCUGCAUGGAGCCAACUGUAAGGCCAUGUUUUGCGGGACAGCCUCGAAUGUGCUCGUCGAGGUUGGAAAGGUGAAGGCCAGGGCAUGCUUCUUCAUAAUGCCAGACGUGGACCAUGGAAUCCUUCUGGGAGGGAACGAGAAGGAGUUCAUCAUAGGGGAGUCUGAUUUCCUGCUGCCUCAGGAGCGAACGCUGAUGGUGGAAUUAAUGAAGAGGAAGCAUUCCGCCUACGCGUUUAGUGACGAGGAGCGUGGCAGGCUGGAUGUAGAUAAGAUACCUAUGAUCCGCAUCCACACCGUACCACACGAGCCUUGGAACAUGAGAGGGGCGCGGUAUCCCAAUCAUGACGAGGAGAGGAAGGUGGUGGAUUAUCUCGACGGCAAGAUACGUACUCACGUCGCCGACUAUUCAAGUGGACCGUAUGCAUCCCCGUGGUUCUACUUUAUUAAGUCUAACGGGACGCUGCGGAGGUUUAUUUUGAGAGUGGAUCCGACCGCCCUGGCCUACUCUCUAAGGAAUUACGUUCCAUCGGAUCCGACGAUUGCCAGAUGGCUGACGUACAUCUGGAUGUUCAAUUUCGAAUUGGAACGGAUUCCUGGUAGUAAGAACCGGGCGGACGGGCUGAGUCGGAUCAACUGGGAUAAGCAGGAAGGGGAGGCGGUGGAGAAUACGCCGCCAGUUGAUGGAUUUCUGGAUCAGGAAGAAGAUGUUCGUCUUCAUAUCAACAAAUGGUCGCCGCGAGUGCCUAGCUGUGUAGGCUAUCCUAUCUGGCAAGCGUCGAAGGGGUAUGAAAGGAGGAGUGAGUUAGUCCUUAAGCCCUUUAAAGAAGAGGAUCCCUGGGGCGGUAAGGAUGUUCAGUGGAUGAUGGAAUUAGCGCUGGCCAGCUCGCAUAGCCUGGUGGAGGAUAUGAGGACGAUUGAGGAAGGACCUGGCCAGGUAAAAUGGCAUGAGGACUUGAUGGGAGGAACGUAUCUCCUCGUCAAUACGUUAUUGCAGGAAAGCCUAGACCAGUCAGGCUCGUUGAACCCGGCAGGGAAUGUGGACGAAAUACCCGAGAGCCAGGACGACGAGUUCGAAGAAGGGGAAAUUAAGGAGGCUUUUCAUGCAGAGGAGUACGACGGGAUCUACCUAGAGCUGGGGCUUCUUCUGUCAUGUGAAAUGCGGCUAAGAAAUGCGAGCGAUAGGGCUCAAAGGAUGCUGCAACGCUACUUAGUGCGAGACGGUCACCUUUUCGUGAGAAGGGAAGUGGGGAAUCCCAGGAGGGUCGUCUGCGGUAGGAAUCGUCAGAUCGACGUCGUAACAGCACUACACGAUGGCAUUGCAGGAGGGCAUCGAGGGGUACAAGCCACGUAUGCCAAGAUAAGUGAGUUGUACUUCUGGGAUAGAAUGAUGAACAUGGCGGAAAAUUUUGUCGAUCUUGCGUAGCCUGCCAGGAGAGAUCCCGUUUAAGGCAGGGAGAGC
Chara braunii is the source of this 3326-nucleotide messenger RNA. The record is from the annotation of a GenBank genome assembly. Lineage: Eukaryota; Viridiplantae; Streptophyta; Charophyceae; Charales; Characeae.